Molecule: messenger RNA, 2955 nt
Organism: Hyaloscypha bicolor E
Lineage: Eukaryota; Fungi; Ascomycota; Leotiomycetes; Helotiales; Hyaloscyphaceae
Exons: 3
Coding region: 1-2955 (984 amino acids)
Source: RefSeq, a predicted model, not a curated record
AUGGAGAUCGUUUUCAAAGCGCCAACACAGCCCCAGAGCCUCUUGAAUCUCGAUGACAGUCUCGCCUUUGCGCCAUGGAAAACGGUAUCGGCUCUUUUAUACGCAAUUCGCCACGCAACAUUCACUACUUAUCUUGAAGAAGAACAUCGAUCAUUGCUUUUAGACGCUUUUAAAGCCCUUCAAGUUCAAGAAUCACUGUUUCGCAGCGUUUUGAAAAAGUUUACAAAUAACUGGGUCCCAACCAAGAAGGAGGAACGGAUCAUCCAAGCUGCGUGGCAUGGAUGUUAUCCAGACCAUAUCGAAGGUGCUUUCUUCAACUAUGGAGGAUUAAAGGGCAUUAUUGCGCUCGCUAUAGCCUUCAGAGAUACCGACUCGAUCGUAAAUCAAUGGACAGCCAUCAAAGACGAAGCUUCGCGGAAGUGGCUGGUGGAGAACGUUGUUCAUCUCAUGAGGGACAAGGAAAACGAAUGGAUGAAAGGAUUCAUCCCACAAAAACCGGACAACCCAAAUCGACUUGAGCGCCUCGGGCAUCACGCAGCCAGACGAGUCAUACCACAAGCUGGACCACAAGAAAGACAUGAUGGCGAGCAAGCGAGCUGCUCGCAACCACCUACCCCGACAUCUCUUCCCUCUCCUCCCGAUCAAGUGCUCGAUAAUAAGCGAACAAAGUGGGAGGAGCGAAGUUUUCAAUCCCAACAGGGUUUGCCUUCUACGAGAUGCAAUGUAUUGCCGCCCAUCCAAGACCUUCCUCAGCACCAACAGCUGCAAGAGAAACACUAUAAUGGGCGGGCAAGCAGUCCAACACAGCAGUGCAUAUCUACUCCGACAGCCAAUUCCUCUUCCUCCGGAGAAGAUUUCCCUCAGCAACACCGACAGCUAUCGUCCAACAAAAAUGGAGCAAACAACCCAUUCCACAUCCUGCCUCAACAUACCCCUCAAUUCCGCACUGGCAGUUCAGUGGAGAUCUAUCUCCAAAGAGUUCGCCAUUUAUUAGGCUCGCUCCUUCCCCCGCCCUAUUCGUCACCGUAUAAUUCGAAGUCUCCAGGUCCUACGCACAUUACCGACAACGAUGAUCCGAGAUGCAGCCCUUCUUUCCCCGCCAACAAUGACCUCCCUCCAUCCCCUCCACUACCCGGCAGAUCCAUUGCAAGUAAUACGUUGGCACAUAUCUUGAAUACAGGAGAUUACAUCUCACCUCUACAACGCUACAGAACGCUUCCAUAUCCGCAACACUGGACGCCUCCCCCAACCCUUUCACAAGAGCUUGUCAUAACCUUCCAACAAUUGAACGAUCAUUCCAGAGAUUUAGCAACGCUUUUAGUUUUCCUGGGUGAAGCCGAUAUACCGAAGAGCAUGCUCCUCCGUGCCGCUGAGCCGAAAUGGUUCUUCAACCGUUCAGGGGAGGUCGACUUCGCACCCGCUCCAGAUCUCAAUCCUUUAUUCGCAUGCAGUCAAAACCUUGACUCAGCUCUCGAACACCUGGAGGCUCUUGCACUUAUUCGCAUCAGCAGGGCCCUAGAAUCAAUUACAGUCCUACCAAAGCUGCGAUCGCUCGUUGAAUGCACUUUAGGUGAUGCUCGACGGAUGGAAUGCAAAGCUUCGCUACUCGUCUUUCACUCCUUCCCUGAGGAUCCGGAUGUUGAUCGUGCUGAAGGUGUCAACAGAUCACAACUGCCUCAUGUCGCACACGUUCUGAAAUACUUCGAAGCGCCGGACUUCAUCAAUCAAUUUUCUGCGCCACAACGUAAACGAAUCGUCUGCAGUUGUUUAUCGGCUUCGGGGUUUACGACUCUGGAUUGGAAGCUGAACGUCCUUGCGGCCGCGGAAAGGAUCAUGGCAGCCAGCGACGCUGAUUCCCUAUUAUCGGCAAAGCUACGAUUUCGGAGACUUGUCUUGUGCUAUCUGUACCUGACUCAAUUCAGUGACGCGUACCGGCAUAGUAUUGAGCUCGGCUUAUCUCCGACUGACUUAAGUUCAAACGCCUUCCUGGCAGAGAAUAUUCUCUUCCGUGUGCAAGUUAUGAUAUACCGGGAUGAGCUCUCAAGUGCGUGGCACGAGUUGCAAAAUAUGAUACCGCUGGACCCCAAUCGACCUGAAGAGCGACGUCUACUCCAGAAGAAACUAUGCUUCCAGAUAAAAAUCUGUCUUUUCGCGGGGGAAUUUGGUGAUGGAAAGAAAUUAUUGGAGCAACUCAGCGAGUCCCCGAUAUCCCGGAGCCUACAGCCGCACUAUUUCUCGUAUCUCGUAUCUGCAAAUUGCGAGUGUGGGGCAAUUGGUGCUGCCAUGGAAACCAUUCCAGUGUGUAAUUUUGUGGACCAGCCUUGGCAGAGCCUCGGUGUCAGAGGAAGACGUGUCAGCCUCGCAGCAGCCGGCACGCAUCUUAUGAACGGGUUAUGGAUACUGAAGUAUAGCAAGGGAUUCAGCGAUGCUCAGCCAUGGCUUCUUAAAGCGAAGGCUAUCUACGAAGCCAUCGAUAAAGUAUAUUCGAAGAUUUCGAAUGCUAGCCUUGGUCUUGCUAUUCGUCAGUUCUCCGUUUCAGCUGGACUUGCAAUAAUCGCGCACCUGGAGUGGCGCUUCACAACUACUGUUAGGGGGGAGACGGCCCUUUCCUACUGGCGAGCUGCCUUUGAUCUUGGAGAGAAGUCAAGGAGGAACCUUGGUGGGACACCAUUUCCUCAGAUGAUAAUCUCUUAUACUAUUUGCGAUAUCACAAGUCAGCUUGGGUUACGGGAAACAACAGUUGAACUUAUGGAUAUGGCGAAAUCGCUUUAUCAAUACACAGGCCGCCAGUUUCAUGACUAUGCUCUGGGUUCUAUCUGGUUCGAUAUGGUCCAGGAGUGGAACGCAGAAAAUGGUUUGGGUCGGAUAUCCGAGCUGUUCUAUGAUGACUACAUGACAGAGCAGAGAAAGAGCAGAUUCCCUUAUGGAAAGGAUAGCAUUAGAUUGUGUAUAUAG